CUGACACCGACUAUCAUGGCGCCUUGUGACAAAUCAUCGGUAGUGCACCAGCAGUGAUCAGCAGGUAUAGUGUGAAUUGUGAUUGUUGAGAUGAAUUCAAUCAAGUAUAAAAUCAAGAGUUAAGUGUCAAAGAAUAAAUAGGAGUGCCUAAUAAUGUAACGAAUAUAUAUUGAAUGGAAUAUUAUAUAGAUCAUAGACAGCUUUUCACCGGUGAUGUAGUCUACUGCUUAUUCGCGAAUUGGUUUAUUGAGCUCUAGGCAGUGCCUAUCUUUGCAGAAAAUGGCCGCGAAUCGUAUACAUAAAAAAGCUCAACGCAAAUUAAAAUUUUUGCCAUGCUAUUUGUCAAAGGUUUUCUAAAAUUAUCUUCAAUUAAUUUUGUGUUAAUUCAUUUAUUUUGAGGAAUUUCAAUAAGAAGGCCUAUAUUGCAAAGUAUCCUCAUGUUUCCCGGUCAUCGACCGGAGGUUUAGGAAUAUCAAGAUGUGACUCGCGGAUGCGCCACCGACGACGUUAUUAUCAUUAAUAAUAACAAGUUUGACGAGUGUUUGAGAGCAAAAGAGACGUGAAAUUUUUCAAUAAAAAGCUAUGUGGAUCAGUGAAGUUUGUAAUUGCUUUUUUAUCAACGAUAAAAAAAGUUCUUCGAAGUGAUGUAAUUUUAGAAUGUCAAGAUCAAGGAGUUCCAAUGUUUACCUAUACCGAAUGAAAAGUUUUUGAUUUUUUUUUCACGAAAAAGAAAGCGGUAAAACGAUGGGAAAAAAUAUUGCGACGUUUGGCAGUACCGCUGGUACUUUAGCUCUUGUGCUAAUUUUCGUUAUUCACAUGUCAUCUAUCGCAACCGGAUUGAAAUGUUAUUGCGACAUUUGCACAGACACGAAUCAUACUUGUGAGACCGAUGGCUAUUGUUUUGCAAGUACGGGUCGUGAAAACGAUGUCAUCACACACGCCUACAGGUGUUACGAUAAAACAAGGUUCUUUCCGGCGCCAGAGUAUUCAGUUUGGUGUACCACUAACGGGACUUUUCGAGGCCUAGGAAAUGAAGAAUUUGUGAUUGCUUGUUGUAAUCACGCUAACUACUGCAAUCGUGAUCUUCAGCCUUCUUUUCCUCUCUACAUUAUGGCUAAUUCCACUCGAGGUGUAUAUAGAUUUGAUAGAGUAACGUCCGCUGCUGAUGGUAUGGCUGCGUGGGCUACCUGGAAAAUGGCAUUAACGAUAGCUCUUCCAAUUUGUGGAAUUUGCGUGAUCAUCUUAAUUAUUUAUCACAUUCACGUCAGUCGGCAAAGGCCUGCCAGGCAUUUUCCAGAUGAUUCUAUGGAAGCACCUGAUCGACCAAUACUUGGCGGUGUUACGAUCAGGGAUAUGCUGGAAAUGACGACCAGUGGAAGUGGUUCAGUAGGUUUGCCAUUAUUGGUUCAACGGAGCAUAGCCCGUCAAAUUCAGUUAGUUGAAACGAUAGGAAAGGGAAGAUUUGGUGAAGUUUGGCGAGGCCGAUGGCGUGGAGAAAAUGUUGCAGUAAAAAUUUUUAGUUCAAGAGAGGAGAGAUCGUGGUUUAGAGAAGCGGAAAUUUAUCAGACAGUGAUGCUCAGGCAUGACAAUAUUUUAGGAUUUAUUGCAGCAGAUAAUAAAGAUAAUGGAACUUGGACACAGCUGUGGCUGAUAACUGACUAUCAUGAAAAAGGCUCACUGUUUGAUUAUCUGAAUCGUUCUACAGUUGAUAUAAAAGGGAUGAUGAGAAUGGCUCUUUCGAUGGCCACAGGACUUGCUCAUCUCCACAUGGAGAUAGUUGGUACCCAAGGUAAACCGGCCAUCGCUCAUCGAGAUUUGAAGUCAAAGAAUAUUCUUGUCAAAACGAAUGGUACUUGUGCUAUUGGUGAUUUAGGUCUUGCUGUCAGGCAUGACGUUAUCACUGACACAGUAGACAUUCAAUUGAAUAACAGGGUUGGAACUAAACGUUAUAUGGCUCCUGAGGUUCUUGAAGAGACGAUAAACAUGAAUCACUUUGAUGCAUUUAAGAGAGCAGAUGUCUAUGCUCUUGGUUUAAUUUUAUGGGAAAUUGCAAGAAGAUGCAAUGUUGGAGGUAUACAUGAUGAAUACCAACUACCUUUUUAUGAUUUGGUGCCUUCAGAUCCAACUAUUGAAGAAAUGCGAAAAGUUGUUUGUGUUGAUCGUCAGAGGCCUUCAAUUCCAAAUAGAUGGCAGUCUAUUGAGGCGCUUCAAGUAAUGUCAAAAGUGAUGAAAGAAUGUUGGUAUCAUAAUGCUGCAGCAAGACUCACUGCUCUCAGGAUUAAAAAAUCACUUGCCAAUUAUGGUUCGAUGGCAGAUUUAAAGUAAGUACAACAUCGAUUAUUUCAAGUUGAAUAACUUGAACAACGAAAAAAUGAGACAACAGUUAUAUUUAGAAGAUGUAAACAGGAUUGUUAUAUGCAAGUUGAAAUGAUAUUUCUCUAUGAAUUACAAUUUUUAUAAAAUUACUCCUGUUUACUAAUCGGGUAAACUUGAGCUAUGGAAACGAUUUACCUGAUAAUACAAAAAAAAAAAACGAUUGGAUAUAUGAUUAAAAAUAUUUUACUUUAUGCAGUAAAAAUUUGGAAGUGGGUUUUUAAGAUUUUUUAAACGCUGGCAAGAAUUUUUUAAAAAUUUUCUAUACGAUUUUAAUUAAUCUUAACAUUUUUUAAGUUUUUUAUAUUGUGAUAGCGAUUUUAUAAACUCUCUUUUUAUUGGACUAGUAGCAGCUUUUAGUUGAUAUUUUUUUACAGAAAUAGAUGAAAAUAUUCUAGUUAAUUGUAUCAUAUAUGCAUUAACGAUUGGAUUAUAAAAGAAAAUCUAGCACUAUUAUCACCUCAGUGAAUGCCUCCGUAACAAAAUGCUGUGAGCCAAGUAUUGAUACAGUAAAUUAUUUUCGAAAAUUGAAGUAGUUGUGGGCUAAAACAAAAAUAAAAGAACAAAUGUAUAUAUAGCUACAGUGAAACUUGUUUUUGUAGCACUAGAAUAACAACUGAAUAUUUUUGCUCAAAUUAAAUCUUUACAAAAAAGCACGUAUGUGAGUUAUGCAAUUAUAAUUCGCAAUAAUAAUAAAUGAUAGCAAAAAGAAAAAACAGAUUUUUCAUGCUACGGAAAGGCUGAGGUACAAGGGUGCUAAUAAAUGAGUUAUCAUUAGGCUGUCAGGCUAUAAGCAAAUAUGAAAAUGAGUACAGAGUAAAUAAUGCUAAGUGAAGGAAGUAUAAAAUUGGACAAGUAACCAAAAUUACAAAGAUUCUAUUUUCGGGAAUUUUAUUUAUAGAUUCGUGAUAAUGAAAACAGAGAAAAAAAUAAAUAAAUUAAAAUUAAAAAAAACGAUAACAUUAUAGUAAACAUUAACUAUUGUUAGGAUUGAGAUAUGAUUAAAAAAAAAAAGGAAUGUGUGUGUUAUUCAAAUGUUGUAAUUUGAUUCUAAUGAAAAUAAGUAAAAACAAAAAAAUAAUAAUAAUAAAAAAAAUCAGCAAUUAUAAAUAAAUGUCAAAAAUAAUCACGCUGAACUAAUUUAUAAUUUGCAAAAGUGGUAUAGAUGAUAAAAGAGGAAUUUGAUUUAUCAAAAGUAUUAAGCGAUUGUUGAAAGAAUUAAUGAAAAACUGAGAGUUGAAUUAAGAUAGAUUCUAUAAUUAAACGAACAAAGAUAAAAUGAUUAAAAGUACACCUUAUUAACAAAUGAAAAAAAAAA
Chelonus insularis is the source of this 3691-nucleotide messenger RNA. RefSeq names its product TGF-beta receptor type-1-like (gene babo). The record is from RefSeq and is a predicted model, not a curated record. Gene Ontology annotation, biological process: nervous system development; activin receptor signaling pathway; cellular response to growth factor stimulus. NCBI's taxonomy places the organism in Eukaryota, Metazoa, Arthropoda, Insecta, Hymenoptera, Braconidae. Bases 745 to 2325 code for a protein of 526 amino acids. Gene Ontology annotation, cellular component: activin receptor complex; plasma membrane. Gene Ontology annotation, molecular function: activin binding; ATP binding; activin receptor activity, type I. The transcript is spliced from 8 exons.